Molecule: messenger RNA, 1140 nt
Organism: Fusarium coffeatum
Lineage: Eukaryota; Fungi; Ascomycota; Sordariomycetes; Hypocreales; Nectriaceae
Exons: 1
Coding region: 1-1140 (379 amino acids)
Molecular function (GO): aminopeptidase activity
Source: RefSeq, a predicted model, not a curated record
AUGGAAGAAUGUCGAAAACGCCUUCGUGUCCGGGAGCUUUUACCUGAAUUAUUCUUGGGUAAUUGGAAGCCAGGCCGUCUCAACUCCAUCACCGACGUUCCAGGCGUUCUUGUGCACACAGAAUCGAUACAGCCUGAUCAGGACGUAAAUACCGGUGUGACGACAAUUCUACCGAGAGCCGAUUGGUAUAAAUACACAUGCCAUGCAGCUAUUUUCAAGUUCAAUGGCGCUGGAGAAAUGACAGGGUCCCACUGGAUUGAUGAAACUGGCAUUUUGACCUCGCCGAUUAUCUUGACGACGAAUUCAUCUAUCGGGGAGGCCUUCAGAGGCGUGUAUGAUUAUGUCAUACGUUAUGCUUCAACUUCUCAUGAAGAUAUGGACCUCUUCACCUUUCCGGUCAUCACAGAGACUUACGAUGGAUACUUAAACAAGCAAAGUCGAUUUGCGGUUACUCCCGAACAUGUUGUUCAGGGAAUUCUCAAGGCUUCAGCGGAUGCUGUACCUGAGGGCUGUACUGGUGGUGGCACGGGUAUGAUAUGCCAUAGGUUCAAGGGAGGAACAGGAUCAAGCAGUCGAAUUGUUCCCGGAGUGGAUGCGGAUGGUAAUCCCAAGGACUACACUGUCGGAGUACUUGUUCAAGCCAACUAUGGCAAAAAGGAAGACCUUCGGAUUGGUGGUGUUCCUGUUGGACGCAUCUUAUCAGAAGACGCCAAAACAGCUGCUGCUGGGGUCCAUGGACCACUGGCCGAUGGCAGCAUUAUCAUCGUCGUCGCGACAGACAUUCCCCUCCUCCCAGUCCAGCUUCAAAGAUUAGCCAAGCGUGCGACAGUCGGACUCUCGCGCGUUGGUGGGUACGGAAGCAACGGCUCAGGGGAUAUCUUCCUGGCUUUCUCUACAGCUGCCAAGAUCCCCAUGCAAGGCUUUAACGAUGGCUUAGAUCCUUACAAGCCUUCUUCAGUCAGUGUUGAGACUGUCGAGAAUGAAUCGAUCAAUGGUGUGUUUGAGGCUGUUGCCGAUGCGACUGAGGAAGCGAUCUAUAAUGUUCUGUGUAUGGCGGAGACCAUGGCCGGAUAUAAGGGAAGGACGGUGGAGGCUUUGGAUUUGAGCAAGGUUAGAGAGAUAGUCACUAAGCGGCUGUGA